Arabidopsis thaliana (thale cress) is the source of this 3700-nucleotide messenger RNA. RefSeq names its product receptor like protein 56 (gene RLP56). The record is from RefSeq and is marked reviewed. Bases 595 to 3438 code for a protein of 947 amino acids. Gene Ontology annotation, cellular component: plasma membrane. NCBI's taxonomy places the organism in Eukaryota, Viridiplantae, Streptophyta, Magnoliopsida, Brassicales, Brassicaceae. Gene Ontology annotation, biological process: signal transduction. The transcript has 6 exons.
CCGGAAUUAACAAAAAGAGUUUGAAAUUCAGAAUUGUCAUCUUUUGUUUCGAUCGGAUUCCUUAUUCGUGUAUCUUCUCCGAUUCGAUGGGAAUUGGCUCUCAUGGCAAUGGUAAUCAAGAGGUUUCGCGUUAAUCAAAAGGAGUGAAACGAUGGCGUUUUGUAUUUGGUGUUUAAGCAACUUCAGUUCUUACCGUUUUGAGUGUUGAUCAUUUGUUUGGCAGAGAACUUAAAAGGUUAGAUCUUUCUUCUGAAAUGAUUUCAUUAUUAAUUGUCUGCUUGUACUUGAAUCAUGUUAAUUAUGACUGAGCUUUUCUUCUUGAGGAUGAGGAAAUCGUAAUGGCUAAUGCAUACAAUUUGUCUACUAAAGAUUAGUUGAAGUUGAUAAUGCUAAGCACGCCACAAGUAUAUGUCAUUAUCAUAUGAAUGUUUUGUCACAGAAGAUAUUGACUUCGUAUAAUAUAUAUUUUCUAAUGCAACUUGGUAAUAUUCAAUGUCAACCAGUAGUCGUAGUCCUUGUAUAUAUCUGGACAACAUCAAACUUUUGCAAUGUUUUUGAAUCUCUGAUUGCUAUUUAUCUUUUGGGCUCAAACCAAUGGAAGGAAAGGUGUUCUCUGGUCAAAAACUGAUCUUGGUGAUGUUACUGUUGGGACAUCUACAUGGUUUCAGCAGCUGUAUUGAGAAAGAAAGGAAAGCUUUGUUGGAGCUCAAGAAAUUCGUCAUGUCAAGGUGCGAAGAAUGCGAGUAUGACUCUGUUCUCCCUACUUGGACUAAUGACACAAAGAGCGAUUGCUGUCAGUGGGAGAAUAUUAAGUGCAAUCGUACAAGCAGGCGUCUUACGGGACUUUCCCUUUACACAUCGUACUACUUAGAGAUUUCUCUUCUAAACCUUUCUUUGCUGCAUCCUUUUGAAGAGGUUCGAAGUCUGGACUUAUCAAACUCCAGAUUAAACGGAUUGGUUGAUGACGUGGAAGGUUAUAAAAGCCUAAGGAGAUUAAGAAACCUGCAGAUUCUGAAUUUCUCUUCAAAUGAAUUCAACAACAGCAUCUUUCCCUUUCUUAAUGCUGCUACAUCACUUACAACUCUUUCUCUUCGGCGUAACAAUAUGUAUGGCCCUAUUCCCCUUAAAGAACUUAAAAACUUGACAAACUUGGAACUGCUGGAUCUAAGUGGAAACAGAAUUGAUGGUUCCAUGCCUGUAAGAGAGUUUCCUUACUUAAAGAAGCUGAAAGCUUUAGAUCUAAGUUCUAAUGGAAUUUAUAGCUCAAUGGAAUGGCAAGGAUUAAAGAAUUUGACUAACUUGGAAGUCCUGAGUCUUGGUUAUAAUUAUUUCGACGGGCCUAUACCAAUAGAAGUGUUUUGUGAAAUGAAGAAUUUGCAGGAGCUUGAUCUGAGAGGAAUUAAUUUUGUAGGUCAGCUUCCUCUUUGUUUUGGUAACUUGAACAAGCUACGGUUUCUUGACCUCUCAUCAAACCAAUUAACUGGAAAUAUACCACCCAGUUUCAGUAGCCUCGAGUCCCUCGAAUAUCUAUCAUUGUCAGAUAAUAGCUUUGAAGGCUUUUUCUCGCUCAAUCCACUUACCAACCUCACAAAGCUCAAGGUGUUCAUAUUUUCAUCAAAAGAUGAUAUGGUACAAGUAAAGAUUGAAAGUACUUGGCAGCCAUUAUUUCAACUAAGUGUUCUUGUACUACGACUUUGCAGCUUGGAGAAAAUCCCUAACUUUCUCAUGUACCAGAAGAACUUGCAUGUCGUUGAUCUAUCUGGCAAUAGAAUAUCUGGAAUCAUUCCUACAUGGCUUUUGGAGAAUAAUCCAGAACUUGAAGUCCUACAGUUGAAGAAUAACUCAUUCACCAUCUUUCAGAUGCCUACAUCAGUGCAUAAUUUGCAGGUUUUGGAUUUUUCAGAAAAUAAUAUUGGUGGACUGUUCCCUGAUAAUUUUGGUCGUGUGCUUCCGAAUCUGGUACAUAUGAAUGGCUCCAAUAAUGGGUUCCAAGGGAAUUUCCCAUCCUCCAUGGGUGAAAUGUAUAAUAUUUCAUUCCUGGACCUGUCUUAUAACAAUUUAUCAGGGGAGUUACCUCAAAGUUUUGUCUCAAGUUGUUUUUCAUUAAGCAUCCUGCAGCUGUCUCACAACAAAUUUAGCGGCCAUUUUCUUCCAAGACAAACAAACUUCACUUCAUUGAUCGUGCUGAGAAUCAAUAACAACUUAUUUACUGGGAAGAUCGGAGUUGGUUUGCUUACCUUGGUUGAUUUGUGUAUACUUGACAUGUCCAACAAUUUCUUAGAAGGUGAGCUACCACCUUUGCUUCUGGUAUUUGAAUAUCUUAAUUUUCUGGACCUCUCUGGAAAUCUAUUAUCUGGAGCCUUACCAUCACAUGUUAGUUUGGAUAAUGUUUUGUUCCUACACAACAACAACUUCACAGGGCCAAUUCCGGACACAUUUUUGGGAAGCAUCCAGAUACUUGAUCUACGGAACAAUAAACUCUCUGGGAAUAUACCGCAGUUUGUAGAUACCCAAGACAUCAGUUUUCUUUUGUUGAGGGGGAACAGUUUAACGGGAUAUAUUCCAAGUACGCUUUGUGAAUUCAGCAAGAUGAGACUUUUAGAUCUUUCUGAUAACAAGCUCAAUGGCUUCAUACCUUCAUGUUUCAAUAAUUUAUCAUUUGGACUGGCGAGAAAAGAGGAGAUUACUAACUACUAUGUUGCAGUUGCAUUGGAGAGCUUUUACUUGGGAUUCUACAAAUCCACAUUUGUGGUUGAGAAUUUCAGGUUAGACUACAGUAACUAUUUUGAAAUUGAUGUAAAAUUCGCAACCAAGCAAAGGUAUGAUUCUUAUAUAGGAGCAUUUCAGUUCAGCGAAGGAACACUUAAUUCUAUGUAUGGCUUGGAUCUGUCAAGCAAUGAAUUAAGUGGUGUUAUCCCAGCAGAGCUUGGAGAUCUCUUCAAACUAAGAGCCCUGAAUUUGUCUCACAAUUUCUUGUCGAGUCAUAUACCGGAUAGCUUCUCUAAAUUGCAGGACAUUGAGAGCCUUGAUCUUUCUUAUAACAUGUUACAAGGAAGCAUUCCUCACCAGUUAACCAACCUCACUUCUCUUGCUAUCUUCAACGUCUCUUACAACAAUUUAUCAGGCAUCAUUCCCCAAGGAAAGCAAUUUAACACCUUCGACGAGAACAGCUACUUAGGAAAUCCUCUUCUCUGUGGACCGCCAACCGAUACAAGCUGUGAAACUAAGAAGAACUCAGAGGAAAAUGCCAAUGGAGGAGAAGAAGAUGACAAAGAAGUUGCUAUUGACAUGUUGGUCUUCUAUUGGAGUACUGCUGGAACUUAUGUGACUGCAUUGAUAGGUAUUCUUGUACUUAUGUGUGUUGAUUGUUCUUGGCGUCGAGCAUGGCUCCGCCUUGUCGAUGCUUUCAUUGCCUCUGCGAAAAGUAAGUUGGCUUAAAACCAUUUCAGCACAGUUCUUACGUCUUCCUUAUCAAGCAAAACAGGCUUCAAUCCUCUGUCUUUUUUUGUAAGUAUAUAUGUGCUUUGGAUUUUACUUGCUGUGACAGAGGAAUGUAAGUUGAUGCAGGUUCUCUGUUUCAAAAGAUUCGUCUAUGUAUGGUUAAUGAUCAAAUCAUUGAUAAUAAGGUUAAAAAAUCUGGUUUAGUUAGUUAAGUGAUAUUGGUAUAAAUGGCAAUUGGACUUGAUUUAAAGGAAAAAAG